GACUUUCUUCUGAUUUUGCUGCGGGAACUGCUGCCCAUGAGACCGGACUUGCGACUGAUUCUCAUGAGUGCUACACUGGAUGUGACCGCCUUCUCCGAAUACUUUCACUGCCCGGCUUUGGAAGUGCAGUCGGAAUCGCUCUUCCCCGUGGAGGAGAUCCACUUGGAGGAUGCCUUUUUCAGCGACUUCGCCUUCACCAAUGCGCUUCCGAAUGCCGAGAAGCAAUCGAGGCAGGCGAAUGAAGACGGUGAGGGGGAGGGGCCUGAGAUGGAGAAGUGCUUGGACAUGAUGGACUCGGCCAUCGGCUCCAUCGUGGACGAGCUCAGCCGACGGCCGGACCAAGACCGAGGAUCCGUUCUGUGCUUUCUUCCUGGCUGGAAUGAGAUUCGACAGAUCGAGGAGCGGCUGGCAGAGGGCUCAAGGGCUUCGGCCAUUUGGGCUGUGCCGCUGCACUCCACCUUGCCGAAAGAGCGGCAACAGCAAGUCUUCAGGCGACCGCCACGGGGGAAGGUCAAGGUCAUUCUGGGGACGAACAUCGCGGAGAGCUCAGUGACGAUUGGUGAUGUGGAGGUGGUCAUUGACUCGGGCUUGCAACGAGAGCUCACUUACGACCCCAAGCGCCGCAUCUCCUCGCUGGACACAGUCUGGGUCUCGCAGAGCGGUGCCGUGCAGCGCCGGGGCCGUGCCGGGCGCGUGCGCGCCGGCCGCGUGCUGCGCUUGUACAGCCGAGAGCAGUUCGACGCCUUGCCCUUGCAGCCGUCGCCGGAGAUGCAGCGCUGUGAUCUGGCACAGAGCUGCCUACAAACUGUGGCGUUGGGUCGGCAUCCCCGGAGCUUCUUGGCCAACGCCAUCGACCCCCCCGACGUGGCGGCGGUGGAGAUGGCCAUGGAGCAGCUGGUGGCGAUCCACGCCGUGGACCACUCGGAUCCCGACCCGGAGGUUUGUCCCUUGCUGCUGCCCAUCGGCGAGGUUCUGGCACGCUUGCCCUUGGAGCCGCUUCUAGGUCGUGCUGCGUUGUUGGGUUGCAUCUUGGGGCUUCCGGAGCACUCGGCCGCGCUGUUGGUGGCUGCUGGCGGUCGGACGCCCUUCUUAGGAAGCCGCUCUGAGCUCAGCGAUGCCCAGGGCGCGUUUUGCCUUUGGUCAGACCCUUUGGCAGCAGCCAAAGCCGUCUUGGCCUAUGAGAAGCUGGCAGCCAAGAACCUGCAGCAGGCCAACCAAUGGGCGGCUGAGAAGAAUUUAAGCGCCAGCAGACUGGCCAACUUGUCAAAGGACAAGUCCUUCCUUCUUCGUGACAUGAAGCGCGCAGGCUUGCUCCGAGGACUGCAAGCCAACGGCUCCGGAGCGGCGCGGAGCUCGGAGCCCAGAGGGCUCGGAGGUCCAGAGGGCGCGGAGCUGCUGGAGACGCGCGGGGAGUUGGAGGAGGCGCUGCUGGAAGUGGAGCAGGAAGAGGAGACCGAAGACGGAAGCCUCUCGAUGGACGAGCCGCUGGAGGGCGAUCUGGAGGCCUUGCUGGCCACCGUCCUUUGUAGCGCAUAUCCUGGAAACAUUGCAAUGCGCUCGCAAGAGAACAGGAGGAACUUCAACCUGAGCAGCCAUGCCACAGCGAACAUGUCCCCAGCAUCGGUGAACUUCAACUCCCAUGAAACUCAUCCGUGGUGGCUUUACUGUGAUGUGGCGAGCAGCCAACGAACGUACAUGCACAGCAGCACCUUGAUCCACGAUUGGCAGAUCGCGCUCUUCGGUGGCCUGCGCUUCAAAGAGGCCUAUGAUCAGAAGAAACACACCUGCAUGACCCUGGACAAUUGGCUCCAGGUUGGCGGGCUGCAUCGGAGGACGAACGAGCUGAUCUUGAAGCUACGUGCGCAGGUGAGGCACUGCAUCGCCUGGAAAGCCUUGGACGCCUUAGAAGGGCCUGAAAAGCUCAAGGAGGUCUCCGAGGCCGAUGAAGUGCUGGGGAACUUGCGCUCCUGGUUACAGGUUCUCGCGAGGAAUCCCCAGAAUACCGAGGACACCCUUGAGGAUGAGAGCACGCUCACCUUUGAAGAAGAGAAGGACGAGCAGGAUGAGGAGCUGGAUGAGACACCAGACGACGAGGAACUGAUGGUGAACGGUUUGGCCGAAGAAGAUCUGACCAAGUUGACCGUCUCGCAGCUCAAGGAUUUGCUGAAGGAGAAGGGCUUGAAGGUGAGCGGCCGCAAGAGUGAGCUCGUGAGCCGCUUGGCGGACUGAAGCCACGCCAGGUGCGGGCUGAAGCCACGCCAUGCUGUGCGGACCGAAGCUCCAAAUGACCAGGUGACGAGUCGACCCACUUCACCAGACCCGUCCUCGUCGCGUCGACCCGCGGUCGAGAAAAAAAGGGGACCGACGCUGCGGUGCGAAGCUUGGCCAGAUUGGAAAAAGGAUCCGGCGACGUUCUG
Molecule: messenger RNA, 2417 nt
Organism: Durusdinium trenchii
Lineage: Eukaryota; Dinophyceae; Suessiales; Symbiodiniaceae
Source: the annotation of a GenBank genome assembly